UUGUAACAAACUCCCAAAGUUCGUAUCAUUCACAAUUUGCUACUCCCAACGUGAGCCACGCAACAAAUCAAAACUUACAAAAUGAAAUUCGUCAUUGUUUUCGCCGCUCUCUUCGCUGUCGCUUUGGCUGCUCCUCGUCCAGAGGAAGCCACAAUCUUGCGCUCAGAAUCCGAAGUUGGACCCGAAUCCUUCAACUAUGUUUACGAAACCAGCGAUGGUGUUUCUGCUAAUGCACAAGGUCAACUCAAGAACAUUGGAAGCGAAAACGAAGCCAUCAGUGUACAAGGCAAAUACAGUUUCGUUGGUGAUGAUGGCGUAACCUACACCGUCACCUAUGUUGCUGAUGAAAACGGUUUCCAACCACAAGGCGCUCAUUUGCCAGUUGCCCCAGAAGCUUAAAUUCUCUUUAAGCUACUAAGUGCGCAAAAUCCUGUACAAUUCUCCUUUCACAAUAUCCCAAAUUUCCCCAAGUGAUUGCCCCUUCCAUCCUUAUCCUAGUCCCGCUUAUUUGUAACUUGUUACUGGCCACAGUUGACGUUUGUUGUUAAUUGUGAAUUGUCAACAAAUUGUUAUUUAGUUUAAGU
Messenger RNA from Teleopsis dalmanni, 584 nucleotides. RefSeq names its product larval cuticle protein 65Ag1-like. The transcript is spliced from 2 exons. Lineage: Eukaryota; Metazoa; Arthropoda; Insecta; Diptera; Diopsidae. Gene Ontology annotation, cellular component: chitin-based extracellular matrix. Bases 82 to 399 code for a protein of 105 amino acids. The record is from RefSeq and is a predicted model, not a curated record. Gene Ontology annotation, molecular function: structural constituent of chitin-based larval cuticle.